This is a messenger RNA of Ochotona princeps (American pika), 2298 nucleotides long. It is a transcript of the gene TAPT1, whose product is annotated as transmembrane anterior posterior transformation 1. The coding region runs from base 53 to 1759 and encodes 568 amino acids. Gene Ontology annotation, cellular component: endoplasmic reticulum membrane; ciliary basal body. The transcript is spliced from 14 exons. Gene Ontology annotation, biological process: positive regulation of cilium assembly; maintenance of protein localization in endoplasmic reticulum. The record is from RefSeq and is a predicted model, not a curated record. Lineage: Eukaryota; Metazoa; Chordata; Mammalia; Lagomorpha; Ochotonidae.
CCGGGCCGGAGGCUGGAGGGAGGCGGCGGGGACGAUUUGUUGUGCUCGGAACAUGGCGGGCGUCGGCGACGCGGCCGCCCCGGGAGAAGGCGGCGGUGGCGGCGGCGGCGCGGACGGCCCGGAGCGGGACCGCCGCGGCGAGGCGGAGCAGCCGGGCGGCGGCGGCCACGGGCCCGCAGCCGCGCCUCAGCACACCGAGACGCUGGGCUUCUACGAGAGUGACCCUCGGCGGGAGAGGCGCCGCGGCCGCGCAGAACUUUCACUGUUGAGGUUCCUCAGUGCUGAACUCACAAGAGGGUACUUCCUUGAACAUAACGAGGCCAAGUACACAGAAAGAAGAGAAAGAGUGUACACUUGUAUGCGAAUACCGAGAGAAUUGGAAAAGCUCAUGGUGUUUGGCAUCUUCCUGUGCCUGGACGCCUUCCUGUACGUGCUCACGUUGCUGCCACUGCGCGUCUGCCUGGCGCUCUUCCGGCUGUUCGCCCUGCCUUGCUACGGCCUGAGGGACAGACGUUUGCUUCAGCCGGCCCAGGUCUGUGACGUUUUGAAGGGUGUUAUUCUGGUCAUCUGCUAUUUCAUGAUGCACUAUGUUGACUACUCCAUGAUGUACCACCUGAUCCGGGGCCAGUCUGUCAUCAAGCUCUACAUCAUCUACAACAUGCUGGAGGUGGCUGAUCGUCUGUUUUCGUCCUUUGGACAAGACAUAUUAGAUGCUCUCUAUUGGACGGCAACCGAGCCGAAAGAAAGAAAGAGAGCCCACAUCGGGGUGAUUCCUCACUUCUUCAUGGCUGUUCUCUACGUCUUUUUGCAUGCGAUUCUCAUCAUGGUUCAAGCAACCACUCUGAAUGUCGCCUUUAAUUCACACAACAAGUCCCUGCUUACUAUCAUGAUGUCUAAUAAUUUUGUUGAAAUUAAAGGAAGUGUUUUCAAGAAGUUUGAAAAGAACAACCUCUUCCAGAUGUCAAAUAGCGAUAUUAAGGAACGAUUCACAAAUUAUGUGCUUUUGCUAAUAGUGUGUUUAAGAAACAUGGAGCAGUUUUCUUGGAAUCCAGAUCAUCUCUGGGUGUUAUUUCCAGAUGUUUGUAUGGUGGUUGCAUCAGAAGUUGCUGUGGACAUUGUAAAACAUGCCUUUAUCACCAAAUUCAAUGACAUUACCGCAGAUGUCUACAGUGAAUACAGAGCCAGCCUUGCUUUUGACCUGGUCAGCAGCCGACAGAAAAAUGCGUACACGGACUACAGUGACUCAGUGGCACGCAGGAUGGGCUUCAUCCCUCUCCCCCUGGCUGUCCUCCUCAUCAGAGUUGUAACAAGCUCAAUCAGAGUGCAAGGAAUCCUGUCUUACGCCUGCGUCGUACUCUUCUACUUUGGGUUGGUAUCCUUGAAAGUCCUGAACAGCAUCGUGCUCUUAGGGAAGGCAUGCCAGUAUGUCAAGGAGGCCAGAAUGGAAGAGAAACUGUUUAACCGCCCACCAGCCAGCAGCCCCAGCCAGUCAGCCAGCAAAGCUCAGAACAAACGCAGAUCCUCCCCAGGCCUUUCCACGGAAGAAAACCUGUCUGCCUCGGUCCCUAGCCAGCCUGCUCGGCCAAAGGAUGACGUCAUACCACUGCUAGUGACGAGCAGUUCCGAUCAGUUUCUGACAACCCCAGACGGUGACGAGAAGGACAUAACACAGGACAAUUCAGAAUUAAAGCACAGGUCCUCAAAGAAAGACUUGCUAGAGAUAGACAGGUUCACGAUUUGCGGCAACCGUAUUGACUGAGUUCUGGCCCCGUGUUGACGAUGCUGGGCCUGGGACAGCGGACGCUGAGCCACCGGGUCAGACAGAGGCUGAAAUGGCACUUAACUAUUUAUUUAAAAAUUUUAAGUUAUUGCUGGCAAGCAGGUCUUAGUGUCUUUCCUCCAGUGACAUGGUCCGGCUAAAGGGCUGGACUAUGGGGCAGCAGCAGCCCUGGCCUGGUCCCUGGAGGCUCCACGGCCCGGGCCACCGAGCCCUACCCGGCCAUGCAGCAGCACUUCCGGGCCCGAGAGGACGAAGCAGCUUUGUCAGCCGGGCUUCCAGAAAGUCACGUUUUGCCUCAAGGCCUCUUCAGUAUACAGAUGUACCUGGAAACUGUGAAGCUUUUACCGUGACGUCACCUUGGCAGUUUCAUACUAUUUUCACAAACAGUUUCCAAACUCUACUUCAUCUGCCAAAGCAUUAAAAAAAAUGAUUAAACGUAAGAUAAAUGUUCUCACCACCAGAGUAAUCCUUGAAGAUAUAUCUGACUUAAUCAGAAUAAAUGGCUACCUUAAAUAAGA